Messenger RNA from Brugia pahangi, 2160 nucleotides. NCBI's taxonomy places the organism in Eukaryota, Metazoa, Nematoda, Chromadorea, Rhabditida, Onchocercidae. The record is from the annotation of a GenBank genome assembly.
AUGGUCGAUAAAACAAUAUUCAUUGCAAUGCUCGCUCAUCAAACCUUCACUUUGGCUGCCAUUACAACUUUCAUUCUGAUCGCUGUCAUACAAUGCGCCAAAAAAAAAGUCAACAACGCAGCAAUUCCUACUGGACAGCCACAAGCAGUACCAGGAAUUUUACCGCCAAUGGAUGAACAGAAGACGCAAUCUCUAAUCGAAGAAGGCGAGCACGAAAAAAAGAAAGAAGGGGAAGAGAAGAAAGAAUCUGCAAAGGAAACUGAAGAAAAAAGAAAAUCGAAGAAAGAGAAUUCGAAAAAAGAAAGCUGGAAGAAAGAGGUUUCAAAGAAGGAAGAAUCCAAAAAAGAAGCAAGGAAUACAGCGAUGACCCAACAAAGUGACCACAAAAUUUUAAAUGAGAUGAAAGUGAUGGUAACACAAGAAGUGCCAGUAAAUGAGGAAAAAGAGGAAGGGAAAAAAGAUGAAGUGAAGAAAGAGGAUUUUGGAAAGGAAAAGAGGGAAGAAAAAAAAGAGGAAGAUGAGAAGAAAGAGGAAAAGGAGAAAGAAGACAGAAAGGACGAAGAGAAGGAGGAAAAGAAGGAAGAAGAAGAUAAAAAGGAAGUUAAAUCGGAUAAAAAAGAGAGUGACACGGAAAAGAAAGAAGAGGGAGGUGAGGGUGAAAGUGAAACGAAGAAGUUACGAGUCAAAAUAAUUGGAACACGUUACGUUAACAUGCCAUGCGUAAAGCGAAUCAAGCUAUCAUGGAGUAUACGGAAAAAGUGUCUUUAUGUGUAUGCUUUGUUGUCAUCAUCAUUGUCUGCCAGUAAAAAUGAAAACGUUACCGAUACUGAAAGAAAAAUGGGCAAUCAGGUAUCUAGGCCUGAUAGAAAAGGAGUAGCGAUGCCACAACAUGCCCUAAUGAAAAUUGCUCGCAAACCUCAACGAACUCAAGAUACAGCCAACAAGUUACCACAAGCGAUACCACGAAGACAUUGCUAUCUAAAAUUAUUACGAAUGAGUCGUAUAAAAGACUAUUUAUUGUUGGAAAAAGAAUUUAUUCAACGUCAAGGGAAAAGUGGAUCAAACAGUGAACAACAGAAGAAAGAACGCAAAACUAUAAAUGCAUUACGUGGCUCACCGAUUGCACUUGCUCGAAUUCAUGAGCUUUUCCUGGAUGAAAAGCAUGCUGUAGUGGUUAUUGAAGGUAACAAACGAGAGUGGUAUAUACCAGUACUGUCAAUUGUUGACAAGGAUUUGAUCAGGAUUGGUGCUUUGGUUAUGGUAAAAGCUCAAGGAUCUCUGAAGAAUGUUCCCAUUGCAGUGGUUGGGGUAUUGCACGAUAGCAUUGACGCAUCUAACUCGAUCAUCAAUAAACUUGAAAAAGCACCCAAAGAAUCUUUCGAUGAUAUUGGAGGACUGGAAGAGCAGAUUCAGGAAAUUAAAGAAACUGUUGAACUACCGCUUGUUCAUCCGGAAUAUUAUGAAGAAAUGGGCAUUACACCCCCAAAAGGUGUCAUUUUGUACGGCGAGCCUGGAACAGGGAAAACUUUAUUAGCUAAAGCGGUAGCACACAGUACAUCAGCAACAUUUAUCCGAGUUACUGGUGCUGAUCUGAUUCAGAAAAACAGUGGUGAUGGCUCCAAAUUAGUACGAGAACUAUUUCGGAUAGCUAGGGAAUCAGUUCCAUGCAUCAUAUUUAUCGAUGAAAUUGAUGCAGUUGGCACGAAACGAUACGAUACGACUUGUGGUGGUGAGCGAGAAGUUCAGCGAACAAUGCUAGAACUGUUAAAUCAGCUUGAUGGAUUCGAAAGCCGCGGCGAUGUCAAGGUAAUAAUGGCAACAAAUAGGAUUGAUGUGUUGGAUCCGGCGCUUAUCCGACCAGGUCGAAUUGAUCGUAAAAUAGAAUUACCGAAACCAAAUGAAAAAACAAAGCUCAAAAUUUUUCAAAUACACACAGCAGGGAUGAAAAUUGCGACUAAUGUUAGGUUCGAAAAAUAUGCCUCAGAAUUAUCACUUUCCGGAGCUGAUUGUAAGGCAAUCUGUACAGAGGCGGGAAUGCUUGCGCUUCGUGCGCAAAGAAAGUUUGUGUGUCUGGAAGAUUUCGAUAAAGCUAUGGAACGAGUUAUUAUGCAGAAGAAAAGUGAAGCACCAGAGGAAUUUUUCAUGCUUGAAAUGAUUUAA